CUCAGACUCUCACACUCACUGUCCGCACCACCACCCAGCCUUCACCUGGAGGACGAGUCUGUGUCUGUGGACGCCGAUCAAAACUGACCAGCAGAUGUGAGCAAGUGAAAGAGGCGGAGAGAGAAAUCCCCCCCCCCGCUGCUCCGUCCCUCAUUGGGGAACAAUACAGAGCCUCCAGCUGGACGGGGGUCAGCUAUUGUCCCGCCACAACCCCCAAACGCCGUCCCCCAACUGACACGGAGACCUGCUGCUCCUGCCAGAGGAGACCACCGGCACUUUGCUUCAGUACUUGGACAGCUCCGUCGGCUGCAACAGGAGCCCAAUAAUGCAGCCGUCCUGCCCGGUCCAGCUUGGACCGGCUCUGUCGCUGGGGUCCGAGGGCGGCAGUGGUCAGCUGGAGGAGAAGCAGCUCUUCGAGAAGUUCUGGAAGGGGACGUUCAAGGCUGUGGCCAUGCCGAGACUGGAGAGCGUCAUCGUGGCCAGCAUCACUGCCAGCAGGAGGGUCACCGCGUCAAAGAUUACAGACGGUCAAACUCAGACGGACGAGAGGAAGGAAGCCGACCUGAGGGUGGGCGAGGCCAAGCUGAACGGCGUGGUCAGAGCUAAAGGACAGAAACACCGGCGACACCGGCGGGUCAGGAGCCUGUCCCCAGACGAAGACCUGACUCCGCGAUCCAAGGGAAAGAAGAAGAAGCGAAAGUCUCAGCGGAAGAGGAAGAGGCGAAGGUCUCCAUCCCGAAGCCUGUCACCGCUGAGGAAGAAGAAGAAGAAGAAGAAAAAGAGCACCAGGAAGAGCAGGAGGCACAGGUACUCCUCCAAGAAGUCAAAACACAGCUCUUCAAGUCUGAAACACAAGCGGAAGGAUGAGCGCCGGCACAAGAAAAGCUCUCGGACUCACUCCAGAAGGAAGCGACAGUAUCGGAGGUCAGACUCUUCUUCCAGCCAGUCGUCCACGGAGGACAGACAUUAUCAGCGGAGGUCAGUGGUCCACCAGAUUUUGGAGGACGACUACAGCUCGAUCAGGGAAGACAGCGAUGGAGCUCUCGACAUGAAGUGGAGACCUGCAAACAAAUCAGUGUGUAAAACGGCUCCCAAAUUUCGCUCCAUCCUCUCGUCAUGCAGUGUUUCGUCGUCGAGAGCAGGAAGCAAACCGUCAAGAGAGAAAGCUUCUCGGCAUCUGUUGAUCCAGAGCGAGGAGGGGCACGACUACGACUCUGGGAAUGACACUUGUUCGCCGCCGUCCAGCAAAGCUGGCAUUUCUUCAAAUGUUUCUGACGGCAAGACGGAUGUCUGUCGCCGCCUGACCUCGCCAGAGAAACUCACUGACAAUGUUUCAGACUCUGGAAACUCAGUGACCAGCUACGCCUCCUACUGCAAGGGCUAUGACAGCGUUUCCCCCUUCGCAGGCAAUGGAAAAAGUGACCAGUGCACAGCGGAAGUUGUGAGAACUUCAUCCAGCUACCAGGAAUCUUCUAGACGAAGUCCAGAGUCAAGGUCCAGGAGAAGCAGGUCGUCCAGGAGUUCGCGACAUUCCUUCACUGACUCUCGAAGUCCUUCUUUAUCAUCAUGCAGCACAUUCUCUCGGUCACCGAGUCACUCGCCUGACUGGAGGCGUCGAGGCAGCAUCAGCAGCAUGAGCUCCAGAGGAAGCUACUCGCGACAUAGUCCUGACAAAAAGGGAGGGCGGCAGCGAUCGCCGAGCACGAGGUCCACAAACAGAAAGCACAAGGGUCACAGGAAGAGGCGACGACACAGGUCUUACUCUCCCAUGAAGAAAAGGAGACGAGACUCACCCAGCCAUCUGGAGGCACGUCGGAUCACCAGCGCCCGGAAGCGGCCCGUCCCGUACUUUCGGCGGAGCCCAUCCUCCAACAGCCGCUGCUCGAGCGUGUCCUCCUGGAGCAGCCUGUUCACUCGCAGCCGGAGUCGCAGUCCGAUCCACGACCUCAGCCGAAGUCGCAGCCGCAGCAACUCCUCCUACAGAAGCUACAGCCGCAGCUCCUCCUGGAACUCCGUCUUCAGUCGCAGUCGGAGUCGAAGUUCGCUUGACAGGCGCCACAAGACGAGCCGACAUUAGGCUGCGCAGAGACUCUGCAGGACUCCUGGGUGAGGCCGCAGGAAGGAGAGAUGUUUUGGACCCGUCAGCUCACAGCCGGAGUGUUCGCUCUGCCCGUCCAGCUUCAUCAACGGCUCCAGACUGUUCAUCCACCUGGUUACCAUGGAAACUGAACAGUUAACUUGACUUGCUGCUAAAUUAUUGAUGUAAAUAGACCUUUGUAGAAAAUGACAUUAGAAAGUGAGAUAAAGCCUGCGCAACUAUGUGGUUAUUUAUUGUUUUUUUGUCUUGAAAUAUUUGCCAAAUCAGACUUUAGGGACGACCGUUCAUGUGUUGUCGGGCGAUGUCAUCCUGCGGUAUGUGCCAAGAUAUCGUUGGGUCUUUCCAUUCUUUACAGAGAAUCUAGCAAUUGCUAAUGCUAAUUCACAUAGUGUUCCACAAAGCAUCACUAAGCUAAUGGCUACAUUUGAACGCACAAUGUAUUCAUGAUUUCGCUGACCUAGUUUUUACAAGUGUCAGUUUCAAGCUCAUCUUGUUUAUGUGAGCUGGUGGACCAGAUUCCCACAGUUGGUCUCUGUUUGGGGCAGCUGGGUCCAAACCAGUCCAGUUUCUCUGUGAACACAGGCUAGCAAGGAAACUAGGUUCAUCCUGAGCCAGGUUAGACGCUAAAUAGCUGAAUGUGUGUUCUGUCCUGUGACUGACUGCAGUCCAGUCCAGGGUGUCCCUCGCUGCCCACGUAGCGGCUGGGAUUGGACCCUGUGUUAAUGUAAUAAUAUCAUGAUGAAUGUAGCCAUUAGCACAGUGGUGCUAUCCAGCUGUGGCUAGAUAGACUCUGACUAAACUGCAGUCAGCGCAGGUCAUUUUCAUGUCAAUGUACAUGGACGUCUCAGUUAUCCUGUGCAACGUGUAAAGACAUGAACGGCGGAGCUUGUUAGCAGAGCCGCGGUUAGCAUCGUUAACAUCGCGCCAUCUGACAUCCAGCAAACUGCCUGUCGGCUCAAAUGCCAAAUUAAUUUGUCCUCAGAUCAAGUGGAAAAAUGUCAGCUGAUACAGCAGAUUGAUGCCAGAGAUUUCCUGGUGGAGGUCCCAACAUUUAUGUGUGUGACUGGCAAUGAUGGUGCACGAUCUCUGAGGUCCAGAACUGUUCUCUUCUGUGUUCACCCCAAUGUGGUGGUCUCCCUUCACUCAUCCUCAUACUGUACUUGACAAAGAAAGGAAAUUCAACAUUUGCUGCACUGUUUUUGAAGUAACAAUGUUCUCAGUUCAUUUUUCUGUGUUUAAAUUAUUAAGUUAUUCGACCAUCUUGGUAAUGUUCCUAUGCAACUUUUUGUAGUUCUGUAAUGUUAUUUAUUUGUCGCUGUCUCUGUCUGUCUCAUAUGAUGAAAAUAUGUUUUGGAGGGCAGCUUUCUUGUGAACUAUUAAAGGGUUCAUGGUUAACGGAAGAACAACAUCAGGGAGAAACUGUGUGAUUAAAACACCAAAUAAAAUAUUUCUAUAUAAAAUCAGUACAAGAAAACAACACAUAUUAAUGAUAUAUAUGGAAAUAAGUUUUACUGUUGAAAAAUCCACAAAUAGACAUCUUAGAAAUAAUGAUUUGCAUUUAAAUAAAGUGUAAAUCUUUAAUAGUAGAGUAUAUGUUCAAUAAGAAGGGACUAUAUUUAAAAAUAAAUAGAUAAUAUAAUAAAUUAUAAAAUGAAAUGAUUGUAGGCAUAACUGAUAUUUUCCUUAAACAAUAGAGUAUUUCAGGAGCGAGUGUCCUGUGGAUAAUAAAAAUAUUUCCAGAAGCAGUUACCACGGGAGGCUGUUUCACGGUUGGUUAGAAGUCCCCCCUCUGCCACCAGGAUCUGGAGGUGUGCGCUCGGUCACGACUCCAGCGUGUCACCGCUCCGGGCCUGACAGUCUCCACUCUCUAUGCCCCGAACACUCACUCGAUUUCUGCCAACUGUCAAGUAAAUUGGAGGAAUUAGGGGGAAAUCUGACACCGGAGUCGUCCAGGAGAGUCGGAUGAUGAUGUCUCUUGUCACCGCGUGUUCUGAGCCAGCGGUCGCCAUGACGAUCACCUUCCUGUGUGGGCCGCUCCGGCCCGACUCUCAGAGGGAAGCGUGCUGUAAAUAGGCCAAUGUACAGACUACUUCACUUGAAUGUGGCUUUGACUCUUUGACUUUCGUCGCUGAGUGUCAAAUCAAACUUUUAUUUCACACCUGGUGUCCAUCUGUAUCUCCUCAUGAUGUUCCUCAAUA
Molecule: messenger RNA, 4296 nt
Organism: Synchiropus splendidus (mandarinfish)
Lineage: Eukaryota; Metazoa; Chordata; Actinopteri; Syngnathiformes; Callionymidae
Gene: srrm4
Product: serine/arginine repetitive matrix 4
Exons: 13
Coding region: 326-2077 (583 amino acids)
Biological process (GO): mRNA processing; neuron maturation; regulation of RNA splicing
Cellular component (GO): nucleus
Molecular function (GO): mRNA binding
Source: RefSeq, a predicted model, not a curated record